Chrysoperla carnea is the source of this 1885-nucleotide messenger RNA. RefSeq names its product sodium-coupled monocarboxylate transporter 1-like. Gene Ontology annotation, molecular function: symporter activity. Bases 28 to 1818 code for a protein of 596 amino acids. Gene Ontology annotation, cellular component: membrane. NCBI's taxonomy places the organism in Eukaryota, Metazoa, Arthropoda, Insecta, Neuroptera, Chrysopidae. The record is from RefSeq and is a predicted model, not a curated record. The transcript is spliced from 12 exons. Gene Ontology annotation, biological process: sodium ion transport; transmembrane transport.
UAAAGUUUGAACUAAAAUUAAGAAAAAAUGAAUGUUUCCGAAAUUUUACUUGAAACUCGUGCAGCGACAAAUUUUACGUGGAUUGAUUUUACAAUAUUUAUUUUAUUGUUAUGUGUGUGUUUAUUAGUUGGCAUAUAUUUCGGAUUUUUUAAUGUGUCGGAAAAUGCUCAAGAUUAUUUGGUGGGUGGGCGAAGUAUGAGUGUAAUUCCAAUAUCGUUAUCACUAGUUGCUAGUUUUAUAUCGGGAAUAUCAUUAUUAGGUAUUCCUACAGAAAUUUACUUAUAUGGUAUACAAUAUGUGUAUAUUGCCUUUGGUAUCAUAUCCAUGGGUGUUGUAAUGAGCAUAGUUUACGUCCCAGUUUUACAUCAAUUGCAACUAACAUCUUCGUACGAAUAUUUACAGUUGCGUUUUGAUAAACGAAUGCGUUUAUUAGCAGCAACACUCUUUACUUUUACGACAAUAAAUUGGCUUCCGAUUGUAAUAUUUGUUCCAGCUUUAGCUUUUAAUCAAGUGACUGGAAUAAAUGUUCACAUAAUUACACCAAUUGUAUGUCUUGUUUGCAUAUUUUACACUUGCGUGGGUGGUAUUCGUGCUGUGGUCUGGACCGAUGUGAUACAAUCAUUUGUUAUGUAUGGGUCCAUUCUAUUGGUCGUAAUAAAAGGAACAAUUGAUGUCGGUGGUAUUAAUGUUGUAUUGAAGCGUAACUAUGAUAGUGGCCGAAUUGAAUUACCAGUAACUGAUCCAAGUCUAUUAACCCGACAUACUAUUUGGGGUUUGGCAAUUGGUGGAUUUGCGUAUUGGCUACAAGCAAAUGGUACUUCACAAUUAAUGUUACAACGAUAUUUAUCUCUUCCGAAUUUAAGAAAAGUUCGAUGGGCUGUGUUUAACUUUGUUUUGGGAAUAUUAUGUUUGCUAUGUUCAUGUGGCUAUGGCGGUAUGUUGAUAUAUGCAAAAUAUUAUGAUUGUGAUCCUUUAUCAACGAAAUUAGUGAAAGCCAAAGAUCAAUUAAUGCUCCUAUUAGUCAUGGAUACUUUAGGUGAUAUACCAGGAUUACCUGGAAUAUUUUUAGCUGGUGUAUUUAGUGCAGCACUUAGUUCAUUAUCGACAGGUUUAAAUUCAAUGUCCGCUAUCGUUUUGGAAGAUUUUUAUAAACUUUACUUUGGUAAGCCGUCACCGCUUAAAGCUGAAGUUAUUAUGAAAACCGUGGUUGUGGUUGUUGGGGUGAGUUGUGUUGGAUUAGCAUUUUUGGUGGAAAAAAUGGGAACUGUAUUACAGUUAGCUAUUAGCCUGGAAGCAAUUACAAAUGGACCAAAUCUUGGAAUUUUCACAAUGGGAAUUCUUUUGCCGUGGAUUCGUGCAAAGGCUGCAUUUAUUGGCGGUGUAUCCGGUUUGCUAAUCAUGGCAUGGAUUGGUUUAAAUGCACAAGCUGCGAUUGUCACCGGGGCUAUUAGCUUUGAAGGAAAGCCUCUGACAACCGAUGGGUGUCAGUAUAGUUUCACACAGUCAGAGGAUGUUUUUAAUAUUACUCAUAUAGCAGACAAAUCAGAAGAAAUUUUUUUUCUGUAUCGAAUUUCAUAUCUUUGGUACACACUUAUUGGAUGUAUAAUAUCGAUAUUGAUUGCUUUUAUUGUCAGUUAUCUCACGUCAGAUUGGAAUGAUCCACAAGAUAUGGAUCCGUUGUUAUUAUCACCAGUUAUUCGAAAAUAUUUUACAUUUAAGAAAACAGAUGUUGCCAAAAAGGAUAUCAAGGAUAAAUACGCUUCAGAAGAUGAUCAUAGCUUAGACGACCUCUCCAAUAAUAUUCAUACUAUUGAUUAAAGAAUUUUUGUAAAAAAGAUUGUAAAUGUUUUAAAUAAUUGUUGUAAACUAAAUUAUUUAUUUAUUU